Molecule: messenger RNA, 1297 nt
Organism: Cuscuta europaea
Lineage: Eukaryota; Viridiplantae; Streptophyta; Magnoliopsida; Solanales; Convolvulaceae
Source: the annotation of a GenBank genome assembly
CGGGCCAGAAGGAGCCCAUAAAGCAGAAGCCCCUCGGGGAGAUGAAGAAAGGCGGUGAGCCCUCGGGGGAGGCCGCAAAGCGGAAGGCCACCGGCAAGGCCCCAAUCCCCGAGGGGUAGAAGCAAAAAAAGGGGGACGCCGGGAAGAAGGCUCCCCUGGUGUUGGUGGUGGACGAGCAUUCCGCCUCCGAGCCCAGUGCUCCGACUGCUCCCUGCCCGCCCUCGAGUAAAGGUGGCGAGGUAAGCUUUCCUCGGGAGGACAUACAGUUCUCCCUGCCGAAGGGGUCUGCCAUUACGCAUGGUACAGUGGACCCCCGGGAAUUUCUGGGCGGGGCUACACCCGCUCUGGACAGGCGGGCCCUCGGGAAGCUGGAUGAUGAAGCCCUCGAGUCCAAAAUCCUCCGGUCCUCUCUUACCGCUUGCAUAGCCCUCAGCGAACACGCCAGGAGGUUCGGCGAGUGGCGCCUCCAGAGGGCGCAACAGGAGGAGUCCCUCAAGAAGCUUAUUCAUGAUAAUGCCGAGGCCGUGAGGCAGAUGGCUCAACUGGAGAGGGACCUCCAGCAGGCGAGGGCGGAAGCAGAGAGAGCGGCCAGAGAGAGGGUGGAGAUGGAGAAGGCGGCUGCCGAGGCUGCGAAGAAGGCCCUUGAAGACGCCGAGGCCGCCAAAGCAGAGGCCGCCGCUGUUGCAGUUCCUGCCUUCAUGACCGAGGGCUGGAAGGCCGAAGGCCAUAAAGACUGGCUGGCCUCGGUCAUGGAGAGUUCUACCGAGGGGUGGGUGAAGGGCCCCGGGGCGAUGUGGCUAGCCCGAAAGGGUGAAGAUUACUACGCCGGGGGCGAGUUCUUCACCCAGGCCCUAAUCUACAGGAGGCUCACCCGGCACCUGAAGAUAGAGCCAACGGCCUUCGACUCGGCGGCAUACGGUCUCCCCCCCCCCCCCUCCAACCUGAUAUCAGAGUCCCCCUUCCCGAGGGCGUCGAGAGGCCGGAACUGGAAGAUUCAGAACUCCUGAAAGAGGCCGAGCGCGAUGAAGCAGAGGCUGAUGCGGAGGUCAUCUCGAAGCCUGCGGAAGAGGCUUUCCCCGGUGCUGACAAUAUGUGAUAUGUAUUUGUAGUGUUUUGAAUUCCUCUGCUUUUUGUUUGUAAUGAAUAUUCGUGUACUCUCGGCCUCGGUCAUACUGUAACAUAUACAUUUACUCUUCUUCUUGAUGGAUGAAUGUUAGCCCUCGGGCCUUGCGUAUUUGACUCGUUUUCUUUAAUUUAUUUCCUCUCGAAUGUAUUUCGUCAUUUUCUCUUGAGUGUA